GUCACAUGAUCCUGUUGUCAGUCUUUGGCCAUGCUCCUUUAAGUCGAGGUCCAAAUCAAGCAGCGCAAAUUCGGCCGUCGACAAACGCUAACGCAACAGCUUUGAUUAUUUAACUGGACUUUGGAGCGCAACGGCAACGUUUUGACCGUUUUUUUUUUGUCAGUGCCAGAGGUUUUACUCGUUUUUCCGGGCUCGUUUUGACGCUGACGUUAGCAUUCAGAUAGUUAGCAUACUAGCUCUGUUAGCUUAAGUUGUUGAGCUCUUUUUCGUCCACACUCUCACCAGAACCAACUGGGAGACAAACAUGACGACAACCGGUGGUGUCCACACACGGUGGCUGACAUUUACCCUGCAUCUUGUUUUAGCCGCUAUAGCCGUGCACCAGAGUUUGGCUACCGUGGCACCACCCACCAAGGCGCCGCACAAAGAACCUGGCAGACCACUGACAGGGCACUACCAGGUGACCGGCACCAAUGGCAGUGUCUGCUUGCUGGCGUACAUGGGCCUUCAGCUUAACAUCACCUUCAACUCCACCUCCUCAAACCAGACGGUGCAUGUCGUCAACCUUGAGCCCAACGCCACAAAAGCUUCCGGAUCAUGUGACUCAGACAGCGCAAUGCUGCGACUCUCCACGGACGCCGAUACAACCAACCUGACCUUUUCCUUCAUGCUUAACGCUACGUCCAAUAAGUACCACCUGAGUGAAAUUUCUCUGUCAGCAGAUUGGCCAGACAUGAAAGGGCCCUUUUUCGCACGUAACAACAGCCUGGACUACCUUCGGGGAACCCUGGGAUUCUCGUACAUGUGCCACGAGGAGCAGACUCUCAAUGUGGACCAGGCCUUGUCCAUCAACACUUUCCAGUUGCGGGUGCAGCCCUUCAACGUCACCCAGAACAAGUUUGGCGCAGCCGAGCACUGCCAGCUGGAUGAAGAUGACAUGCUGAUCGCCAUCGUGGUCGGGGCGGCCCUGGCUGGCCUGGUCCUCAUCGUGCUGGUUGCCUACCUCAUCGGGAGGAGGAGGAGCCAUGCUGGCUACCAGAGCAUUUGAAGUGGUAUCCUCUCAAAUAGAACCCGAGAUCUCCCUCGCCACCAUUAACCACUGUCACGUUUGACACGCCGCCUACUCUCCGUGUGCUCCACACUCCUGUAUCCUUGCCUAACGCUGGGAACGCCCAGAACCUUCCUUAACACUGGGAAUGCAUACGCUUACUGAUAAAAGGGAUGUUGGAUUUGUGAGGAAAUAUCUGGCAAGCAACGGAAAAAUCUUUUAUGUUCUAUUUAUUGGGUUGGUAAAGGGAAUGCUGGAAUUUCAGGGCACCUUUUGCUCACUUUGGGUGGCAACCUAUAGUGGUUGUGUUUAAGGGACAUUAACUGAUGUUUGAAUUUCACAUUUGGUCACAUAUUGACUCGCUAGGUACCUCAAUGUCGGCUGCUCGUUUAGUCACGAUUAUGAAGUCUCAGGAAUGGCCCAAUAGGAAUGUUGUAGCUGUUACACACAUCUACUGGGGGGGUGGGGGAGCAUGACUACCACGCCUUAGAUUAUUCCCCAUUAUAUUAUAGACUUUUGCACAGUCCCCCCCCUUUUUUGGCAUCCUUGAAACACUCUUCAUGAUAAAUAGGCAGUGGCCGUUUAAGAUCAGUUAAUUCCCAUAAAAAAAAUUAUCAAUCAAAUGCCAGUCCCUAAAUCAGACGUUUGAUGCAUCCUCAGUCAAGGCUUUCAUCUGGUCACUUGUUUUAUUGAUUAAUAAUAAAAAUAGCUAACCUUUUUAAUAUUAACACAUGAAUUCUGGGUUUGGGCUCGAUUAACUGAGUACUAAUUUUCCCCCAUUGAUGAAGCAAAGUUAGUCAAUCAAAAGUUUUAACAUUUUGGGGAACGCCUCAGGGCUUCCCUCUGUGUCCAUUAGAUAUUUUUGGUUGCCUUUUUUGUUAGGAGCGAAUGCUUAAAAGCUCUCGCCUAGAUCGAUGUAUUUCAGUAGCUUUUUUUUUUUUUUUUUAACCUUAAAAAUAUGUCCAACUUUCACUACAAUUCUGAAUUUGCACAAGUCAAGGGAACUCUGCAUGUUGCCCAUUUGUUAUUGGAGUAGUAUUCUGUUACACACUAUUUGUCCACUUUGUGCUUUCGUUCACUUUUCAAACUCAAGUGGCCAAAAUGCUUGCGUCAGUGUUUCUUAUCAGUCAGUGCCUUCCCUGCUGCAUCACGUGAUGUAAUGUUACUCCAGAGGUACAGUACCUGCAUUUUCUUGUAUGUAAAAUGUGUUAUGGCAUUAUGCUGAACCGUAUUCUUUACUGUCGCUCAACUGUAUCCCUUUUUGGUGUUUUUGUGUCUGCUAGUUUUAAUUGAUUAUAUGAGAUGUUUUCUAAUUGAUGGUCAAUAAAAGUGAUUUGAAAGUUU
Messenger RNA from Syngnathus typhle (broad-nosed pipefish), 2392 nucleotides. It is a transcript of the gene lamp1b, whose product is annotated as lysosomal associated membrane protein 1b. The coding region runs from base 305 to 1048 and encodes 247 amino acids. The transcript is spliced from 6 exons. NCBI's taxonomy places the organism in Eukaryota, Metazoa, Chordata, Actinopteri, Syngnathiformes, Syngnathidae. Gene Ontology annotation, cellular component: membrane. The record is from RefSeq and is a predicted model, not a curated record.